This is a messenger RNA of Thermothelomyces thermophilus ATCC 42464, 345 nucleotides long. RefSeq lists its product as uncharacterized. The transcript is spliced from 4 exons. NCBI's taxonomy places the organism in Eukaryota, Fungi, Ascomycota, Sordariomycetes, Sordariales, Chaetomiaceae. The coding region runs from base 1 to 345 and encodes 114 amino acids. The record is from RefSeq and is a predicted model, not a curated record.
AUGCAGUCAAACGUCGGAAACCGGCAGGUCUACGAGGCUGGCGACCAGCGCAACCCAAAGGCCACCGAGACGGGGUCGGGAACUCGUUGCAACAAAGGGACAGCAAACUCGCACCUGCAGAACGACUCGAAGGAUCAAAGAUCACUCUCGAAACGGGCAGCCGCCGAGGUAAGUCAGCAGGAGGAAUCUCACGAGACGUCGCGACAUAAGAAGGACCCAACGCUCCCGGCCAAGGCGCACGGAAACGAGCCCUCAAAGGGCGCCCAGAUCGAUGCCGAGCUGCAAGCGGAGGAUGAGGAGCUGAUGAAGAAGAAGGGGCAGAGCCUGACCGGCAAGAAGAUGUAA